GUGCAUCAUGAGCAGCAGCUACAGCGUCUCUCUGGCUGGCCCCGCCCCCUGGGGCUUCAGACUGCAAGGGGGGAAGGACUUCUGUUUGCCCCUCACCAUCUCACGGCUGAAUGAAGGGGGCAAGGCAGUCAAAGCUGGGAUGAGCAUCGGAGACAUCAUCCUUUCUAUUAAUGGGAUUUCCUCAGAACGCAUGAAUCACCUCGAGGCCCAGAACAAGAUUAAGGCCUGUACAGGCAACCUCAGCUUGACUCUACAGAGACCCUCCACUGGCCCUAAAGAUGAAGUGCACAAGGAGGAACCUCAGGAAAUCAUUAAGCCUGUGCCAAUCACUCAGCCUGCUCCGAGCACCGCUUUCACCAAGCCACUAAAUCAGGCCAGUCCUGCAUACAACAAGACCGCUCGGCCGUUUGGGGGUGGUAGCAGCACCGGGGUCACGGCGUCUUCCUCCCCAGCUGCUCCCAAAGUCGCCUCUAUUCCCUCUGAGUCGUCAGCUUUCACCCCAGCUGCCCCCUCUCAACCACCGCAGCCUCCAUUUGCACUGAAGUCCAGCUCGGCUGCAGCGAACCCAGCUCCCAAAAUGAGCCCCGGCCACUCCGCCUUCACUUCCCCGUCUGCCUCCUCCACCUCCUCCACUUCAUCUAACUCCUCAUCCCAAGCCAAAGUGACAGCCCCCUCCUCCCAUCCUAAUGUCCCACAGUCCUCCGUCUAUAACACGCCUAUCAACCUGUACUCCAAUGCCAAUGCUUCUGAAGUAGCUAUGGGACAGAGGCGGGGGCUUUUGGAGAGCCAGGGGCUUUCAGAUCAUGUUAAUGGGAAACCUGUUGUGGAACCUGAGAAUAACGCCUCCCUCAUGAGUGAUGCAAGCAAGAAGCGCCUGAUUGAGGACACGGAGGACUGGCACCCGCGGACUGGUACCACCCAGUCUCGCUCCUUCCGCAUCCUUGCCCAGAUGACUGGAACUGAGAAAGAACAAACAUUGGAGAACAAUGGAAAGAAUGAGGCUGUCGAUAAAACCACUCCCGCUGUGCACACAUCGCCUGCAGCAAAAAUGUUUUCCAAAUCUGCCGUGGCACCGAAGAACGGUAACGUCGUCCCUGCUUCUACAUACAAGAGUCCAGCAGCCCAGAAUAAACCCUCCUUCCAGCCUGGAGCUCCAUCAGGCGCUCCUAAAUUGGGUGCAGGUCCUUCAUUUGGAAAAGUUACCACUCCUGCUGCAAAAGGAGCAGACCGUCCCACUCCACAGCCUCAUCCAGAGGACCUGAACUCUCUGGUGCAGCGUGCUGAGCACAUCCCAGCUGGUACCCGCACCCCCAUGUGCUGCAAGUGCAAUAAAGUCAUCAGAGGCCCGUUCCUCGUGGCCAUGGGCAUGUCGUGGCACCCCGAGGAAUUCAACUGUGCUCACUGCCACUCCUCCCUGGGAGAACGUGGAUUCGUGGAAGAGAAGAACCAGGUGUAUUGUGUGCGCUGCUAUGAACAGUUUUUUGCUCCAACCUGCGCCAGCUGCCACCAGAAGAUUCUUGGGGAAAUCAUGAAUGCCCUGAAACAGACCUGGCAUGUGUCUUGUUUUGUCUGCACCGCUUGCCAACAGCCAAUCAGGGGCAACACGUUUCACAUGGAGGACGGGCAGCCAUACUGCGAAAGAGACUACUACACCAUGUUUGGGACCAACUGCCAUGGUUGCGACUUCCCCAUUGAGGCGGGAGACAAGUUCCUGGAGGCUCUGGGAUUCACCUGGCAUGACACCUGUUUUGUGUGUGUGGUCUGCUCCACUAGUCUGGAAGGCCAGCCUUUCUUUUCCAAAAAAGACAAGCCCUUGUGCAAGAAACACGCCCACUCUGUCAACAUCUGAUCUGGCCUUCUGAAAAUGAAAAUAAACUAGAACAUCAUCAGUUUGCAGAAUUGUAUUGGAUGUAAAAGAUUUCCACAACAAAGCAAAUCGAUUUUAAUGGAAUGACAGCUGAUUUAAUGUGCUGCUGGAAGCUUUGUUUUCUUUUCCAAGUAUUUUGUUGGUUUGCUCUUGUCAUUUCUAACUCUGCUCUUUAGCUAAAUGUGCUAAUUUGAGUACAUCUCCGUUCACUGUUAGUAUUUGUGCAAACAAAUUUUAAUACAUAUUUGGGAUUAGGCUUUUUCUUCCUGCCAGAGCUUUAAGGUCAUCAUAACUUGUGUUCAGCACAGAAUGGAAGAGCUGACUGCAGUAUCCUACUGAACCCCCUCAGGGGGUCUUACUUUAGAAAAGAUUACAACAAUAAAAGACCUAUUUAUUAGAAAACAAGAUUCACGUUGUUUGGACACAAAAAGGGAAUGAUUAUCAGAGUUUUGUGUUUUUGUUGUUUGGUUUUUAGUCAUUCCUAUUAGAUAAAGUAAUUUUUAGAAGUGUGCAAUUUAUACAUGUUAGAUUUGUUAUAUUGUUAAUGCAUUGAGAAAUGUUUAAAAAAGCUCAGUAAUGACGAAACACAUCAAGUAUUAGCAUCUGGUUUAGUUUGGUACUGUCCACAGCUUAUCAGAUCAAUGAGCAGGUAAAACUGUUAGCUUCUUGUGUUAAUAUGCUUAUUGUUAGCUUCUUGUGUUGAUAUGCUUAAAGAAAUAUAAACAUAAGACAAAGAAAAUUUCCCUUCUGACAUGUUAUAACCCAUUGAGGCUUUUGUGAUGAUUUAAUGGAAUUUGCUCAAUAAAGAUAAAUUUUAAUAUACA
Austrofundulus limnaeus is the source of this 2691-nucleotide messenger RNA. RefSeq names its product PDZ and LIM domain 5b (gene pdlim5b). Gene Ontology annotation, cellular component: stress fiber; adherens junction; filamentous actin. Lineage: Eukaryota; Metazoa; Chordata; Actinopteri; Cyprinodontiformes; Rivulidae. Gene Ontology annotation, molecular function: muscle alpha-actinin binding; actin binding. The record is from RefSeq and is a predicted model, not a curated record. Gene Ontology annotation, biological process: muscle structure development; heart development; actin cytoskeleton organization.